Messenger RNA from Chanos chanos (milkfish), 639 nucleotides. Its product is annotated as deleted in malignant brain tumors 1 protein-like. NCBI's taxonomy places the organism in Eukaryota, Metazoa, Chordata, Actinopteri, Gonorynchiformes, Chanidae. The transcript is spliced from 2 exons. Gene Ontology annotation, cellular component: membrane. The record is from RefSeq and is a predicted model, not a curated record. The annotation marks the transcript as partial.
AAUGGUGGUAAGCGCUGUGCUGGGAGAGUGGAGGUUCUUCAUGAGGGACAGUGGGGCACGGUUUGUUCUUUCUACUGGCAUAUGUCUGAUGCUGCAGUGGUGUGUAGAGAGCUGGACUGUGGGGAGGCUGUAGCAGUAUUGCAUAAUGCUCAUUUUGGAGAGGGAUCAGGACCAAUCUGGAUGGAUAAUGUGGCCUGCAGUGGAUCAGAGUCUACACUGAAGAACUGUACAACAGCAGGAUGGGGCAAAAAUAACUGUCUUCAUUCUGAAGAUGCUGGAGUCAUCUGCUCAGGUCUUGUGACCAGACUAGUUGAUGGAUUUAAUUUGUGUUCUGGGAGACUAGAGCUUCUACGUGGAAACAAAUGGGGCACGGUGUGUGAUGCUGCCUUUGACCAGCAGGAUGCAGAGGUUGUGUGUCGAGAGUUGGGCUGUGGGGCUCCUGGAGAAAUUCUGGGAGGAGCAGCUUUUGGCAGAGGGGAGGGCCAUGUGUUGUCAGAUGAGUUUCAGUGUGGAGGAAAUGAAUCUGAAAUUUUCCUUUGUCCAAAAUUAACGUCACAAAAACAAAAUUGCUCUCACAAUAAUGAUGUGGGUCUUACAUGCACAGGUAAAGUUUCUGUUUUUUCCCUCACCUUUAAGUAA